Molecule: messenger RNA, 4171 nt
Organism: Lineus longissimus
Lineage: Eukaryota; Metazoa; Nemertea; Pilidiophora; Heteronemertea; Lineidae
Exons: 11
Coding region: 131-2416 (761 amino acids)
Source: RefSeq, a predicted model, not a curated record
GACCGAGCAUCAAAAUGGAUUCCAAAACAAAUAUUUUUCAGAAAUUCCUUCAGUAAAUGCUGCAAAUCAACACUAUUCUAGUACAAGGAAACAUCAAGUGGGAAUUCAACCUGUUCUCUCAAAAACCAUCAUGGAUAAUGAAGUGUUACCAAGCUCAGCCUGUGAUGUGAACCUGGAUUUUACGACUGGGAUGGAAGAAGAUGCAAUAAAUGGAAAUGGAUCCCUUGCCUUGGAUGAAAGUCUCCUGAUUGAGGCUGGUUUUGCUGGAGAUUCUACAGAGAUGAAAGUGAAUGGAGACAUGGGGGCCAGUGCCCCAGAGGCAGUUGGGUCAAGUUCUCCAGAUGUGCCUUGUUCAGAGCAACAGUUGAGUGGGAUAUCUUUGGAUUUCGGAGGAACUGGUGGUGCAGAAACUGCUGUUGAAGUAUCAGCUGGUACAAUUUGUCCACCGCCGGCAGGAUUUCAGGACAGUUCACCUCGAUCGUCCUCAGCUGCUGGAAUGUCAGUAGACUCUGAGCAAAAUGGUAGCACAGCGGAUGUGAAUGGGUUGUCCACUGACCAACACUUGGACCUUGGGGUACAUUUAGAUUUUGGGGAACCUGACGCUGCAGUGCAACCUGUUAGUGUUGGUAAUACGAUGGCUACAUCGCUGGAGCCAACUACUGACCAGAACACAGCAGAUCUCGGUGAUAGGCCAGCAGAUGUUGCUGAACCACCUGUUGAUACGGGUGUCUGCAUCCACUUGGAAUCCAAAGAUGAACUCUGCCACCUUAGUGAACCAACAGUUCAGACUGCAGCUGUAGUAGAAAACAAGGAACAGGAGGAAGACAAACUUAAUCCAGAAGAAGAGGAAGCUGCCAUGAAGUUUCUUCAACUUCAAGCACAGAAAAAGCAGGAAGACGAGUUUGAUGAUGAAUUCGACAUUGAAGAUCUGCCAGCCAAGCCGCCAACUGUAGCAGCUAAAGCUGGUCCCACCAAGGUUACCGUCGACCCAGGGAGAGUUGGUAGCAGUACGUUUUAUACAUCAGGACAGACUGGGGAAGAAGUCAUGAGCAAAAGUACAGUUUCAGAUGUUAAGGUCACACAUGAAGAGAAGUCCCAAGUCAGCGUAGGAAAGACCCAAAUCAGCCAAGAAAAGACAGAAAUCAACCAAGGAAUGACCCAUGUCUACCAAAACACGACUCAAGCUGAAAGAAGUGUUUUCUAUACUGAGACUACUAACACUAUAACUAAAGAGACAAAGGAAAUUAUUGGUGGAAGCAUAUUUUAUACUCCUGCUACUGCUGCACAAAAUAAUGGUAAUAUUGGUGGAAAUGGAGAUGGAAUUGUUAGACCCAUGACUGCUGGCAAGGAAAUAACUCAGCUAAAUGAAAACUCGGAGGCUUCCUUAGUUCAAACAAGUGGUUUGGUGAUCGAUCCAAAUGAGAGAAGUCAGGAUUAUUCACUUGAUGGUAACAAAACUGGUAGUGGUGCAACCUCCCAUGCUCUCCAGGCAGCGAAAGCAGAGUGGGACACAGUCGAGACCAUUACCCCAGCAGUCGAAGGCGAUGACAGUGAUGACGACAGUGUCGAGGGGAUUACUGGUGCUGCCCAUGUGAAGACCACACCGUCCAUUACGUACGAGGAAGGACUUGCAUGCAUCAAAGAUUCUAAUUUGAUCCGAUACAAGUCUCAAAUCCGUCCAACAGUCCAGCGUGGUGCUUGGGGUUCAUUCAAACAUGCCAUCUUCGGACCCCCUAAAUUGCACAAGAACUUGGUCUCGGAAAAAGAGAUUGUUUUUCUCAUCGCUGCCUGUCCUUUCGACAACCGAGAAGACCCUCACUUUCAAAUUCUGCAGACGAUUUAUAAGAAGUUGACGGGAUCUAAGUUUGAUUGUCAACGUUAUGGUGAUCAUUGGGAAUUGAUAGGAUUUCAAGGAAACGACCCGUCAACUGACUUACGAGCCACUGGCCUGCUUGGUCUGCUAACCGUCCUGUAUUUAGUGAUGGAUGAGAAAACGGCGUCUCUAGCCAGAGACAUCUACAAACUGUCCCUCCACGAGACACAGAACUUCCCAUUCUGCGUGAUGAGCAUUAACAUGACUAGGAUAGCGUUACAGGGUUUGAGGGAGGAGUCGUUAAAUAAAGAGUGCAAUAGACGGCAGUCCGUGAUGGAUGUGUUCAACGAUAUCUACACCGGCACAUAUUUAUACAUGUACCAGCUCUGGAAAUCUCAACAUAAAACUAUCAAAGAUUCUGGAUACGUUAUCAAAGAUGUUGAGACGUUUGUGAAAAAGAACCCAAAAGGUGUCUUAAAGAAUCUCGACACCUAUCUCGCUGAUCGUAGCUCGGGAAGAGCCAUGCUCGAGGACGGAAACAUUUUGAACUUUGCCGGUGUCUGUGAUAUGGGAGCUAAUGAGGAGGACGGGGACUUAGUGUAAAGGUUAUUUUUGUGAAGGAGUGGAUGUCCUUAUGAAAGCUGUUUCAGAAAAGUUAUUGUGAUAUACAUGUAUAUUUUGAUGUUGUACUUAUAGUCAAGUUUCAUUUGACAGACAGAAUCCACUGAACUCAGAAGAUAUAAGGAAUGAUUCUACAGAGUUUGCCGUCGCUGCUAAGCUUUAGAUUCAAAAAUAGCAAACUUGGCUGGAAACUGCUGCAGUUUUUAACAAAAUCACUGUAGUGGGAUCAGUCCUAUCGUGCCGAGUGCUGGGUCAAAGCUGAGAUGGUUGUCAAUUUCUGGUAGCAAUAAGUCGUAACUUGUUGAUUUUUCAUACCGGUAGACAUGCUUGUGUGCUGUUCGAUUCUUUGAAGAAACAGCUGCUGCUUGUCAUCAUGAUUUUUAAAAACUGUACGUUUUAGUGCAUGUCUUAUCCAUCCAAUCGAGUUAAUGUCUUAUACCAGGUUAGUUGAAUUACAUUAUGUGUACCAAGUACGUUUCACUUGAAAUAUGUUGUCCUCGUCAAAUGCCCAACUCAUCCAACAGCAUCCAAAACAGAAGACUCUAGCUUUAGUCGACCACCAGGGUCACUUUGGCUUUAAAUUCAGCUUGUUUAGAAGUGUUAGUUCGUCUUGUUGAUACUAUAAAAUAGUUCAGUGUAUAAGAUGUACAUGCAGCAUGUUUACAUGUCACUGUGUACAGUUCAUCCCUGCGCAGUAGUCUUUCUUCUGAAGUAUAUCUUUACUUGGUCAAAUCUUAAAAGCUUGACAAGUGUUGUGUGUCAUUUCAACUCCAUAUCUGUCUCUGACCCCAAGUGCCUACUUUUGCCAGAGCUGGUCAUGUAUGCAAGUAUCCAGUUUAUGCGAGGCUGAUAUACGAGAUAGGUUUGCCGUUAUGUAAAUUGUUUUUCGGAUAGAUCAGGCCAAAGGUACUUGGCUGACCUCAUGUAACUAAAACGGCAAUAGUGUGAUCACAAAUAGUAAUGUUACAGAGCCCUGGGCAGGCGUUGUCAUAGUUGACUGACUUUAGUUGACACCGAGAAAGAGCAUUUGUUAUGCCUACCCUAAGGAUAAUCUAGUGUCGUGCAACACCACUAUCUUUUGGUAAAUGUGAUUUUGUCUCAUUUCCGAAUUCAACUGAGUACCUUUGGCUUGAAAAAAUAUGAAAAACAUUUUAACUGGAUUGGUAUCAAGCUGCUGAGCAGUGUUCAAUUGUCAAUGUUAAUAUCCGUCUAGCACCAGAAGAUAUUCAUCAGGAAAAUUUACUAUCAUUGUUGUCAUUUGUCAAGAAAUCAAGAUUUCUUCUGUUGAUUGAUAUAUAAGCCUUUAGUUGUCUUUAUCAUAUUACUGUCACGUGUGGCAUCCUUUUUUCAUGCCAAAUUAGAACUAGACGUCUAGAAAAAUCUAGGCUAAUUCUGCAAUCAGAGCCCGAGCCUUGUACUUAUUAUCACCGUCCAAAUAUAUCAGAUCCUGUCCAAAUAGUACAGAUAUUAAAGUGUCCAUUUCUCUGUUUUGAUAUACAGUGGAACCUCUCUUGGAAGACACCACUGUUGGCAGGACAUCCCUCUCUAUUAGGGAAAGAUGAUUUUGUACCCCAAAGAAGAUUUUGUGGUUCUAAAGGAUUUUGGUCAUAUGUGCUGUUUACAGCUGACAGGCCAGUUGCAUUCAACUGGUGAUAAUGAUAAGCAUCUUUAAUGUAUUAUUGCAACUAUUUUGUAAGCACUCAUUAAAGUGUAAUAAACAUUGUUUUAUAUUGUGAA